CGUGUGUUUGUUCCCUCGUAUGUUGCCGUGUGUGCGUGCGUAGGUGAACUGUGCUGUCAUCAGAGAACGACGGAAAACGGUCUUUCUCGCCACCCCUUCUUCUGAAAAGCGAUUUAGCAAGGAAAAAAUAAACUAUUUUACCGUUUCCCAAGUAGUUCUCCUCGGUUUACAUUUCGUUUCCGUUUUACUUUCGGUUGUUCAGUGUUCCGGAAGUUCAUAUAGCUCAGCACAGUUCAGCGCAAUGGAGCCUUAUGAUGUGAUAGUGAAUCAACCGGUCGUCAUCGACAACGGUUCUGGAAUGAUUAAGGCUGGCUUCGCUGGCGAUCACAUACCAAAGUGUCGCUUUCCCAACUACAUGGGUCGGCCUAAGCAUGUGCGCGUGAUGGCCGGUGCACUGGAAGGGGACAUGUUCGUGGGACCAAAGGCGGAAGAUUAUCGGGGGUUGCUAAGCAUCCGCUACCCGAUGGAGCACGGUAUCGUGACGGACUGGAACGAUAUGGAGAAGAUCUGGACGUACAUCUACAGCAAGGAUGAGUUAUCAACCUUUGCCGAGGAGCACCCGGUUCUGCUAACCGAAGCACCACUAAAUCCGCGCAAGAACCGUGAGAAGGCGGCCGAAAUCUUCUUCGAAACGUUCAACGUGCCGGCACUGUUCGUGUCGAUGCAGGCCGUGCUGAGUCUGUACGCGACCGGGCGCGUCACCGGUGUUGUGUUGGACUCGGGUGACGGUGUGACACACGCUGUCCCGAUAUUCGAAGGUUUCGCUAUGCCUCACAGCAUCAUGCGCGUAGAUAUUGCCGGACGGGACGUGACCCGCUACCUAAAGACGCUAAUUCGCAAGGAAGGCUUUAGUUUCCGGACGACGGCCGAGUUCGAGAUAGUUCGCUCGAUCAAGGAAAAGGUAUGCUCGUUAGCAACGAAUCCACUGAAAGAGGAAACGGUCGAUACGGAGAAAACCAAGUAUGUGCUGCCGGAUGGAAAUGUGCUCGAGAUUGGACCGGCAUGCUAUCGGGCACCGGAGGUACUGUUCCGCCCUCACAUGCUUGGGGAAGAGUGCGAAGGCAUACACGAGGUGCUAAUAUACUCCAUUCAAAAGUCCGACAUGGACCUAAGAAAAAUGCUGUACCAGAACAUCGUACUAUCGGGCGGAUCGACACUGUUCAAAGGUUUUGGCGAUCGAUUGCUAUCCGAGAUAAGGAAACACGUGGCGAAGGAUAUGAAAAUAAGGAUCGCUGCGCCACAAGAACGUAUCUAUUCAACCUGGAUGGGUGGAUCAAUUCUGGCCUCUCUCGACACAUUCAAGAAGAUGUGGGUCUCGAAACGAGAGUUCGACGAAGAUGGUCAGAGGGCAAUUCAUAGGAAAACAUUUUAAAGUGUUAAACACCUUGAAAGCAUUCAUUCGGCAACAGUUUCCCCGGGGGGCAAAACACUCAAACUACAUGUGGCUGGCCGUGUUUGCAGAAAAGUGAGAAAGAAGGAUAUGGAGAAAGACAGACAGGCCGACGAUGUGUGGAUGAGUAAGUGAUUUGGGAGAGGAAUAUAGGACAUAUUAGGAUGAUUUUGGGCAGCCACCAUAGAUAUGGUUCUCUCAGGUUUAUAUCGGUACGAUAUCGGAACACCACGUAGCGCACCGGAUGGAAUUUGAUUUCUAAAUUUACUAACCGUGCAAAUUGGCCUUCGGUCCAUAGUGCAGCUUUAUGCGGAUAUAUUGUUGUUUUUUUUUUAUUUCACAGUGAUGCAUAAACGCAUUUUGGAGGUAAACAAAGAUUCACCGAAUAACAUAAUAUGUGUAUAGAAUCUAAACUAUUAUAAGUUAAAAAUGAUGGACGUCACUUUUGAGGGGCAAACAUGGAAAGACAAACAGUGUUCAGCAAAAAGGCAGUUUGUUGAGUGUUGCUUUUUAUAACUGCAAUCGACUGCAAGAAGGUAUAAUGCGCGCACAGAAAGUCUCUAUCACACAAAUAGACACGGUAAGAUUGGACAUUUGAACAGAGCUUGUGCAGGCGAACAAGCUCCUUUGCAACACGCGUUGAACAGGUUUGUGGUUUGUAAUAAGCUGCUUUUGCGCCAUACGCUUUUAGUGGCUGGUUCGUCCAUACGUUUGAUACGGUCUGAAAGGUUUACGUUCAACUUAAAGCCACAACAAACCACGAAAUUAUUACAUUGUAGUCUUGUGUUUGUUACUCUCUACCAUUUGGUCAUUUUGUUUUAUUGUUUGUUUUCGUGAAACGUACCACGUGAUUGUGAUGUUCAAAUAGAGGAACAUGUUGAAGGUAAGCAGCAGUUAGAGCUUUGUGCAUUCAUUUCUAGCACAUUUUUCCUCCCAUUAGAUAAAGAUCAGCCUCGUGCGAUAGAGAAUCACCUUCAUUCCAACCUAUGUUGCAUAGCCGAUAAGAUGUGCAAUUCAUGUUUUUGAUUUUAAUCCUUUCCUUUCCUUUCUGUGCAGAAAUUUAAAUUGAUGCUUUAAAUCAUUAGCUUGGCAAUAAGAUACAAUGGAUAGUCGCAAAACAACGCUUUCUGAUGUGUUUUUUUUAUGGUGUGUAUUUCUUUUCAUCAAUUAACACGAAUUAAGUUAUAAUUUAGUAAUUUAUAUUCAAUAACUAUCAAUUAAUGUAAACGCGCGAUUGCGUGUGUGUGUGUGGUUGCUGCUGACAGCCCCACAGUGAAACAAGCAAAGUGCAAAAAAGUGAAUAUAAUCAAGCGUAUAUGAACCGAGAGAAAUAACGACAUAAUAACGUUUCAAUACUGCUGCAGCAAGACAGGCAUAACCUUAUCCUUCUCUAAGCAUACGAGUAGAUAUUAUAUAUUAUUAAUUUGUACCAAUGCAAUCCGUUUGUAUCGCUGCACAUUCGAGAGAUAAAAAAAGUCGGAAAAUGGCUAGAGAAAUUUGGAGAGCAAAUUUAAAAGUAUGGUUAGCCGGUACUUAUCGCUUAUGUGGCUUAUUCUUUGCCAGCAAUAAUGACCCCGAAAGCAAACGCAAAGAACAACCAUUGCAAUUGUGUACGAGAGAGGAAAUAUAUCGAACAGGAAUCUAA
Molecule: messenger RNA, 3035 nt
Organism: Anopheles funestus (African malaria mosquito)
Lineage: Eukaryota; Metazoa; Arthropoda; Insecta; Diptera; Culicidae
Gene: Arp1
Product: actin-related protein 1
Exons: 4
Coding region: 242-1372 (376 amino acids)
Source: RefSeq, a predicted model, not a curated record